AUGGGAUCCCUCCAGAACAAGGCGGAGGUCAUGCAUAUGGAGCAGGACAAAUGGUCGUCUGAAGGAGCCGCAGUCGACAUUGACGAGGCGAAACGAGGCGAAAUCGAUGAGAGAGAAGGAACGGCAGACCUCAAGCUGGACAAACAUGGUCUUCCUCUCGUACCACAGCCAACAGAUCGCAAGGAUGAUCCUCUUAACUGGUCACCAUGGCUCAAGUUUUUCAUCCUGUUGCAAGUCAGUUUCCUCGCUUUCCUGGGGCCUAUGGCUGGCGCAAUCGUCAACCCAGCCUUCGUGCCACUGAGCAAGCGAUUCGACAUUACUGUGGUCCAGGCUUCGUAUGAACUUACGGUAUAUAUCGUCGCGGCGGGCGUCGGACCCCUUUUCACAGUACCACUAGCCAACGUGUAUGGCCGAAGACCUGUCUACCUUUUUGGCAAUCUUCUAGCUGCAGUCACCAAUAUCGCUGCAGGGUACUGCAACACAUGGACUGGGAUAAUGGUGACUCGUGUGUUCAACGGCAUCGGUGCCGGCUCUCCGGGUGCCAUAGGGGCAGCAACUGUGUGCGACCUGUAUUUCCUGCACGAACGUGGGUUUUAUAUGGGUAUCUUCACCUUUCUUCUGACCAACGGGCCUCACGCUGCAUCGUUGUUCGGCGGCUUCAUUGCCCAGACUCUGGGUUGGAGAUGGUGCUUUUUGAUUCCAGGUUAUAUCCAGCUUGGAGUGUUCGUCUUUACGCUUUUUUGCCUACCAGAAACCAUCUUCUCUCGUCGGUCGACUAGUACCAGCAGUCGCGAACGAUCUUUCAUGGAUCUACUGCUCUUUCGACAUUCUGGCUUGCAGAACCGCAAACUCCGGUUCGUAGACUUCUUCAGGCCGUUCUACAUGCUAAGGUACCUGUCGAUUGUGAUUCCGGGCUUUUACUACAUGACGGCGUUUGGUUUCGGCUCAGUGCUGUUCGCCGCAACGGGAUCGAGCCUGUUCCGAUCAUUAUACCACUUCGACGUUGCGCAGACUGGGAUGUUGCUCAGCAUUCCGCUCCUCAUCGGCUGUUUGCUGGGCGAGAUGAGUGCCGGGUGGCUCACUGAUUACAUGGUCUAUCGAUACGCCAAACACCACGGAGGUAGACGAGAGCCAGAACCGCGUAUCAAUGCGGUAGCACUGGCUAUUUUGUGUCCGAUUGGAAUCAUCAUCGAUGGCAUCUGUCUGACGCACUACAAGACUGUCCCCUGGGUGGGCGCAGCAUUUGGAAUGGGCAUUGCGAACUUUGGCCUCCAGAUCGCGACCACAGUCACAUACAGCUAUUGCACAGAUUGUUACAAGCCCCAGAGUUCCGAAAUAUCCUCCAUCCUCAACGUGUUCCGCAACGUCUUCUCCAUGACCAUCUCUUUCUACGCGAUCCCAUUCGGCGAGAAGAUCAAGUACGAGUACGCAUGGUUGACUUUUGCCAUGAUCCACAUCGUUUUCCUGGUCCCAAUGGUCGUGCUCCGGUUCAAGGGUACUCAGUGGAGGAACAGUGCUUGGCAGAAGCCUCCCACUUUCCAUAACGACAUCUAG
Molecule: messenger RNA, 1554 nt
Organism: Fonsecaea multimorphosa CBS 102226
Lineage: Eukaryota; Fungi; Ascomycota; Eurotiomycetes; Chaetothyriales; Herpotrichiellaceae
Exons: 5
Coding region: 1-1554 (517 amino acids)
Biological process (GO): transmembrane transport
Molecular function (GO): transmembrane transporter activity
Source: RefSeq, a predicted model, not a curated record